AUGACGGAGAUUCUAGCCCACCCUUUUUAUCCCCCAGACAUAAAUCCUAUUGGCUAUGUCGCCAACACAAUGAGUGUCCCCGAGCUCCUGGGAACUUUCUCCCUUGCAACGCUCAGCAUUAUUGGUCUUAUCUCUGCCAUCUUAAAAUGGCAAAAGCCGAUAUUGUCUCGUGAGGACAAGAUUCUAGUUGGAUGGUUUGUCUUCACUGGAUGCAUACACUUUCUUCUAGAAGGGUAUUUUGUAUAUAACCACAGGACAAUGCCUCGUAUGAUGGAUCUUGGUGGUCAGCUAUGGAAGGAAUAUGCCAAAGCUGAUUCGCGAUACAUGACGAUGGAGCCAUUCGUGCUUUGUAUGGAGUCGAUAACAGCGUUUGCAUGGGGUCCUCUUUCUUACCUAACAGCAUGGUCAAUUGUUGCCAAGUCCCCACAUCGCCAUCCGAUACAGAUUCUCGUUUCUAUGGGCCAGCUCUAUGGCGAUAUCCUGUAUUAUGCGACGAGCAUGACAGAGGAAUUGUAUCAUGGGAGGUGUUAUUCUCGCCCCGAAAGCUACUACUAUUGGGGAUACUUUAUCUUCCUGAAUGCCUUUUGGAUUUUUAUUCCUGCCUGUAAGAACAAUGAAGUCUCUGGUAUCCAAAAUCGCUAA
Messenger RNA from Penicillium odoratum, 642 nucleotides. Its product is annotated as EXPERA domain-containing protein. Gene Ontology annotation, cellular component: membrane; endoplasmic reticulum. The coding region runs from base 1 to 642 and encodes 213 amino acids. The transcript is spliced from 3 exons. Gene Ontology annotation, biological process: sterol biosynthetic process. Lineage: Eukaryota; Fungi; Ascomycota; Eurotiomycetes; Eurotiales; Aspergillaceae. Gene Ontology annotation, molecular function: C-8 sterol isomerase activity; cholestenol delta-isomerase activity; steroid Delta-isomerase activity. The record is from RefSeq and is a predicted model, not a curated record.